Histoplasma capsulatum G186AR is the source of this 591-nucleotide messenger RNA. RefSeq lists its product as uncharacterized. The coding region runs from base 1 to 591 and encodes 196 amino acids. The transcript has 4 exons. NCBI's taxonomy places the organism in Eukaryota, Fungi, Ascomycota, Eurotiomycetes, Onygenales, Ajellomycetaceae. The record is from RefSeq and is a predicted model, not a curated record.
AUGACAACAGACAGUCACCAGCGUCCUGUUUUAGGAACGGGAAAUUCAAAAGCAUGUCGAUUACUAAAAUACGUUACAUGGGUUUCAACAUCGAACCCUGACGAGGGUCAAUGUUUGAGGUCAUACUCAGCUUUGACUAGGGCGGGGCCCAACAUUGGAGUGCAAAAGCCCGCUUUGAAGGUUCAAGGUUUGCUUAAAACUCCAAUUAGCCUAGUUGCCUGGCUCAAGACGCCGAAAUGUGUCCGAUGGUUGAUGUCAGCAGCCGAAAGUCGUGAUGGGAGAGAAUAUCACCUUGAUCGGUGUCAAUUGUUUCCGGGGGCUGUCGUCCUGGAUGUGCAGCAGAUAUCACCGAUCACAAUCGGGAUCGCCAAAAUACUGUUGAAUAAAUCGCCGAAUAAUGAGGGGCUAGAGGACGAGAAGUGCACAUGGAAAAUCUACGAAUUGAGCCAAAACAUGAGCGGCAAGAGUGGCCAAGCUAGCCAUCCAUGGAUAAAUAAAAUUUCCCCGAAUAGCGGAGUUCAGGCUUUGUUGAAAGCACGCGCUGCUCAAUGUUAUCUGCAAAGGAACAUAGCGCAGACCACUCUCCCUUAA